Messenger RNA from Sinocyclocheilus anshuiensis, 1009 nucleotides. RefSeq names its product PRELI domain containing protein 3A. The transcript has 8 exons. Gene Ontology annotation, cellular component: mitochondrial intermembrane space. The coding region runs from base 140 to 676 and encodes 178 amino acids. Lineage: Eukaryota; Metazoa; Chordata; Actinopteri; Cypriniformes; Cyprinidae. The record is from RefSeq and is a predicted model, not a curated record.
UCUAACAGGGAGGUUCCGUUGCACUUGAUUAGAUGAGGAGCAUCUCGAAGCCGGUAUGAUGGGAGCAGAGCGUGAAAAUAUGAAUGUAUGAGAUCUACAGUCCACCAUUGUUUGGAGGCACAUUCAAAUUGUCGCAAAAAUGAAGAUUUGGAGCACUGAGCACAUAUUCAGCUACCCUUGGGAGACUGUGAUCAAAGCGGCUAUGAGGAAGUAUCCUAAUCCAAUGAACCCUAGUGUUGUUGGAGUGGACGUUCUUGACAGGAACUUGGACACACAUGGACGUCUACACAGUCAUCGGCUCCUCAGCACGGAGUGGGGGCUUCCAGCGGUUGUCAGAGCGAUUUUAGGGACAAAUCGGACCAUCACAUAUGUAAAAGAACAUUCCAUUGUGGACCCAGAAGAGAAAAAAAUGGAGCUUUGCUCAACAAACAUAACCCUAACUAAUUUUAUAUCAGUUGAUGAAAGGCUUGUCUACAGGCCUCAUCCAGAAAAUCCAGAAGUCACUGUAUUAACCCAAGAGGCGAUCAUCACGGUGAAGGGGGUCAGUCUGAGCAGCUACCUCGAGGGACUGAUGGCUCUAACCAUGUCAGCCAAUGCAAGAAAGGGAUGGGACGCCAUUGAAUGGAUCAUUCAAAACUCUGAAAGGGAAAAUGUCCCUUUGUGUGACUUGUGUUGAACAGAGCCCAUGAGUGAGCAGCGACAGCAGCAAUCUCUCUUUGUGUUGAUGUUUGUACUCGAAGGUAGUCAAAUUAGUGCUCAUUUAGGCACUGUUUUAUUUAAAACCUCAUCAAAUUGCACUAUUACAGACAAAACUGUAUAGAGUUUUGAAUGUAGCUACAAAAUAUGUAUGCACUGCACUGACUACCUCUUAUUUUAGAGUUCUUUUAAUGCCAUAACAGGAAUCACAGUAUCGAUUGGAUGUUAAUUUGGAAUUAAGCACAUUAAAGUUUAGAAUAUCUAGGAAUUGAAUUAUAUUUUUGGUGUGUUCUUAAUUUUUUUAAAGACAUGA